Rhinocladiella mackenziei CBS 650.93 is the source of this 2436-nucleotide messenger RNA. RefSeq lists its product as uncharacterized. The coding region runs from base 1 to 2436 and encodes 811 amino acids. Gene Ontology annotation, biological process: GPI anchor biosynthetic process. NCBI's taxonomy places the organism in Eukaryota, Fungi, Ascomycota, Eurotiomycetes, Chaetothyriales, Herpotrichiellaceae. The transcript has 4 exons. The record is from RefSeq and is a predicted model, not a curated record. Gene Ontology annotation, cellular component: endoplasmic reticulum; membrane.
AUGCACCCGUUCUCCUCGCUGACUAUUUGCAUUUUCGUCGCUGGCUAUAUCACUGCGCGUUGGGAUCUCGUAACAAGGCUCUACGAACUGGCCAUCUUUGCCUGGGAUCACGGUGUUGUUGCCAGAGCGACAAAAGCUUUUGCCAUCAUUUCGCUCAUCUUCAUCCUCAUUGCCAUUCCCCUUGACCGCAUUGCAGCACAUGAAGCAGUAGUUAAUAACGAUGGCAUGCUACGGGUAUUCUGGCCAAACAGCCUUACUCGGACAGUCACACCCGGUGUGAUAGUGGGGUGGAGAAAUUCCGAGUUGGAUUUGUUUGUCAUAACUGUCCUCGAGGACGUCGAGGUCCGCAAUGUUGAAUCGGCUCUUCGCAUGGGAACCCUCUUCCGCAAUAGUCCUUACCCUGUGGCUCGAAUUUUCCAACUUUGUGACCGGCCGAAUAUGCAUGUUUUGGGUACACUCAAUCAUCCAAAUUUGCCAGACUCAUUUGAGCCUACCCGAAUCUGCGCCUUUACGAUGCCUGGUACUAGACGGCCGUACAUUUAUUGCCCUCCGGAAGCGAACUUAUCUCUGCAGAUAGUCCUUUUCGACCCGCCCAACCCCACCCAGAUGCAGUACGUGUCUCUAGAACCGAUGUCACUCGCUCUUGGGCGGGACCACUCAUCCGCCCGAGUGCCGCUGGAUUCUGGGGACGAGGUCGAGAUUCAGGAGGGGAAAGAGCGUGAGCGGUUGUCUCAUUUGGUGUCAAAACUUCGAUUUCACACCGUGGUGAGACAUGCACCAACCAAAAAGGAAGUGGCUCUGGCUGCCAUUCUUCGCCAGAUCAAUUGUGCACAAGAGGUGGCUGAUCUGUUGCAGAAAAAUACCCCUCUCGUUGGGCCUCGUCGGAAACGAAGCAUCUCUGUGAGUGAGAGAGUCGUGGAAUCUGCACAAUCUCUCUACGCAUUUGCGGCCUGGUCUGUCUGGACAUUGUUCAUGACGUACGCAUUCCCGAGUUUGUUGUACAUUUUCAAAAUUGCCAUCAUCGGUCAUCGAAUUGUCGCGGAAGGGAUUCUUCAGAUCCUGGAAUGGCCAUUACCUUUGCAAAGAUUCCAACUUCCGGAAAGCCCCCGGCCUGUCAAUGGAACCAUUGCCCUCAAGGACAUUUCAGCUUGCUGUCAACAGGUUCACCUGAGACUACAGCAGUUUUCCUAUUACCCAACGCAAUACUCUCUCCUCCGACGUCGUCACGCGACGUGGUCGUCUUUUCCAACCACGAACAGCGACUACAUCCGAUUCUACAACUCUCUUUGGCUGGUGGCGAACGACGUUAUCAUCGGUAUAGCAUUGGGGAGUUUCAUCAGUGACAAUGCCCAGGCCACUUCGCAAUUUAUUGGGGGGGUACUGAAUGAAUACACGAUUGAAGGACUCAAACGUAUGAUCAGAUGGCUCAUGUCAUACCCUGGUGGCCUAAAACUCAACACUGAGCUCGCCGCAUUUCUGGGUGAUUUGUUUCUGUGGGUUAUCGAAUACUGGUCUUCGACGACAGUCCAGCUCAUUUUACCCCGAUUGCCCACAAUUGUAUACUUCAUUGGAUUUUCCUCUUUCGCCGGAGCGAGCAUGCCAAUCGCAAUCUUCUCCGACCUUCUCAGCUUGAUGACGAUACACAUAUAUUCCUUUUAUGUGGCAAGCGCACGCAUCUUCAACUGGCAGCUCACCAUCAUUGUCAGUCUGUUCCACCUGUUUCGAGGCAAGAAACGAAAUGUCCUCCGCAACCGAAUCGACAAUUGCGACUACGAUCUUGAUCAACUGCUGCUAGGCACGAUUCUUUUCACCUUGUUGUUUUUCCUCCUACCCACUGUGGUGGUUUUCUAUCUGACGUUCGCCUCCGCUCGAAUGGCUAUCAUAUCAUUAAAGGCCACUCUGGAUACCUGUCUGGCAUGUCUCAAUCAUUUUCCAUUGUUCGCACUGAUGCUUAGAAUCAAGGACAGCAGGAGGCUGCCUGGUGGUGUUCAUUUUCAGCUGUUGGACACAGAACACAUCCGGCUACCAUACCAGGAGGAGACUGGCCGGGAUGACGGAGAGGAAGACGGUGAUACCGAUGGACAGGAGAGCUUUGCCACAAGUGUCGCUUACAUUCGAUUGUCGCCUACUCCGUUGUUACUGCGGCAGAUAUUUGAGCAAUACUUUCAGCUCUGGGCCCGCAUCCGCCGACACUAUCUAUCUCCCAAGGUGGUAUUCCGACUACUCACAGGUCGAUUCGUACCACCCUUAGGUCGGAGCGAAAUGUACGGACUACAGUACUCUGUUCUUCCAAGAGAGCGCGCAACAAUAUCCGAAGUGUGGAAAAGCCUGAGUGAGAAUCAAUCAACCGCUCGAGAUCGUGUACCUUCCUAUCCACGCACCCCCAAAGGGUCUCUGGGAACAAAUGGGACCGUCAUAGGAAAACAAUGGAAAUGA